CCCAUAUACUUACAAUUACUGGAGGUUCGCGUGGUACAUCUACUCUAGUACCGCGAAUAUAAUUUAUAUUAUGUUAGAACCGUAGAUGUAUGACGAUUGUCUUGGCUACAAUCGAAAAGAGAAAAAAAUAACGAAAUAAAAAAAAGAUGACGCUGAGCUGGAAGUUUGGACGCAGUAUUUUUCCAACAAUAUACAAUGCCACGUAACCAUGAAGACUUUACCAUUUGUGAUCCAUGUACUGCUGAUACUGAUAUUCAUAACCGUAAAUAAUUAUGGAAAUUGUAGACCCCAAACAGGACAACCUGCAAGUCAACCACAAGCCGGAUCGCCUCUGGACUCAAGUAUUGGCAACAACAAUAACAACAAUAUCAACAAUAACAACAGCGCCAUAUCGCGUCGUGGUUGGCGGGGUGAAUGGCGGCGAACAGAUCCUGGCACGGUGUACAGUUCCAUUUGGAAGAGCAGUGAUCAGCCGCUCGGCAAAGCCGAAUUGUACAUAAUACUGGCUCUGUUGAUCGGCAUGGCCACCGUCAUAGUCGGCUGUUGGUUAUCGGACAAUUGCUGGUCACCCGAACCGGAACAACACUACACAAUAGCGUGGCACGACCGGCAUCGAUGGAUAUAAGAUCGUCCGCUGUUGUCGUCUUGAACAGCGCAUACCUAGUAAAUAAUACAAAAAUUUUAAUACGUUUUGAUUUGCAUUUAACCUCGCAUUUUUGUACAAUAUUACGUAUUAUGUAAAUUCACCGACCGAAGAAACUAUUAAAUCGUAAAUCAACGUAAAACGAACAACAAUACUAUUAAUAUAAUGAUAUUAGUAAUAAUUAUCAGUCGGAAAUGAUGGGUAAUUAAUUAAUAAUAUGGAAAUUUAUGUUAUGAGAUCGUAACGGUUUCUAACAGAGAUUUAUCGAUAUUCACGACAAAAAAAAAAAUUCACUGACUUUUGUUUCAUCGUAAAUGUCGUAAUAAAUUGUGUUUUCAGUCCAACUGACCGCCGUUACGCUUGUUUGUCAUGUUCAAAUGCAUUCAAUUAAAAUAACACGGUUUUUCAUUUUUUAUUUUAAUUUUAAUUUUAUUGAAAAUAAUACUAUACAAUCAUAACGUUUAAUAAUCCACAUCAUUGGUGAAAUGUAAGCUAAUAUUGAUCUUAAACUCUGAAAUUCUAUAGAUAUUUUCGAGAUAAAAAAGUUGAAAUUGAUGUUCGAUAACAUUUAAUUAUUCCCCCAUUUACGAUCGCCCAACAACAUGAAUUAAGUUACUAUACAUAAGUAUAGUAUAUAAUAUAGUAUACAUAUAAAGUUCAAUGUAAUUUUGUUUUUAAAAUAUCAUGUUAGUAAUAUUACCGCUAUCAUAAGUAUGAUUUUUUUUUUUUUAACUUGUACAUAUAAAGUAUCCUAUUAUCCAAUAAUGAAAUCCAUUUUUUUUUUUAAAAAUGUAUAUAUAAAGUGACCCGUUGAAAUUCAAUCUUAUGUUUUGAUGUGAACUUAUAAUAUAUUAUAUUAAUAUGUAACCUUGUGCAUUUGACCGUUUGGACAUGCAUUUUUCCUUCUAGUUGUCAAUUAUUUACAUCAUACAUGUAUAUACAUAAUAUAUACUUUAUGAUCGUGUAUACAUUUUUGUUUUAAGCCUUUUAUUAACUGUCAAUUACUUAUAAAACAAAAGGCAUUAGAUUUAAUUUUAAUAAAAUAGAAAAAAAUAUGUUGAUAUUAUUUAAUACAAUUGUAAAACAUUAGUAUAUAUUAUUUAUUAUACUUAUUUCAUAAAAAUAUAUUAUAGUGAAGGUUUUGAAUAUAGAGUACCUAUUAUUAUUUACUUUAUUAGUUGUUUGUUUUUGAAUACAAUGAAAUGUGUAUACCAAAAAACAAUAUAGAAAUAAUAUUAUAUAAUGUAACAUUUUUAAUAUUUCCAGAUCAUUGUUUAUAAAAUAAUAUUUACACCCCAUUGUUUACAAUACCACGCACAUAAUGUAUGUGUUUAUAAUUUAUGGCAAUAUACGUUAUGAUGAAACAUUAAUAAAAUAUAAAUCUACUUACUUUAAAUUGUACCCAAAUUAAGUUGUAAAUCUAUUUUAAACUAUAGAAUAUUCGCUAAAAUUAUCAGGUUGCUGUAAAUGAAAAAAAAAUAUUGUUUCAAUAUUCAUGUAUAAAGAAUAUAAAUUUUGUAAUGUAGAAAAAUAAGUUUCUAAGUCCUUUUAAUGGUAAAAUUUGAUAUGAGUUAUAGCUAAUAUAUUUAUUAUUGUUUGUAUUUUAGAUUAAUUUUUAUAAAAUUUAGUACCUACAUAUUAGUUAUUAUAGUAAUUAUGCAAAAAUAUCAUAAUUUAUGGUCCAAAUAUAGUU
Molecule: messenger RNA, 2336 nt
Organism: Aphis gossypii (cotton aphid)
Lineage: Eukaryota; Metazoa; Arthropoda; Insecta; Hemiptera; Aphididae
Exons: 4
Coding region: 209-625 (138 amino acids)
Source: RefSeq, a predicted model, not a curated record